This is a messenger RNA of Corticium candelabrum, 2694 nucleotides long. RefSeq lists its product as uncharacterized. Lineage: Eukaryota; Metazoa; Porifera; Homoscleromorpha; Homosclerophorida; Plakinidae. Gene Ontology annotation, biological process: protein deubiquitination. The transcript has 16 exons. The record is from RefSeq and is a predicted model, not a curated record. The coding region runs from base 1 to 2694 and encodes 897 amino acids. Gene Ontology annotation, molecular function: cysteine-type deubiquitinase activity.
AUGCCGAAGCGCAGAAAUCGCGGCCAACCAAGCUGCUCAGCCUCCGACAACUUUGAUGAAUUCCUACGCUCUCGUCGUCUGUGGCGAAAACAGGUCGCUAAAGACGGCUCCUGCUUGUUUCGCGCAGUUGCCGAACAGGUCUUCCACUGUCAGGCCAGACAUUCUGAAGUCCGUCAAGCGUGUGUCAACUUUAUGAAGAAUUAUCCGGAUCAAUUCCAAGGGUUUAUUGAAGGAGCGUUUGAUCAUUAUUUAGUGAAAAUAUCUAAUCCAAAGGAAUGGGGCGGCCAGAUUGAAAUGAAAGCUUUGUCUCUUUUGUAUAAGAGGGAUUUUAUUGUGUAUCGUGAGGCUGGAGGUGAACCUGAUAAUGUUACGUCUAACGGAUUUGAGGAGAAAAUUAUGCUCUGCUUUCUUGGAGGCAACCAUUAUGACUCUGUGUAUUCCCAAACGUUUCCAAAGAGUGCCGCAAUAUGCCAAGCUGUUGUGUACUGGCUUCUCUAUGGGAAGGUAUUCCCUGCAGCUGGUGUGGGAUACGAUAAGAACGAAAGUGACUUGAGUCCCUCACAAGCACAGGAUCUUCCCGAGUCGUCGAUCCUCAUCAGUAGAGGCAAGGGCAAGAGAAAAGGGGAUUUAAUGUUUCAGGAGUUAGCUUCACUCGUCCCAGAGUUACAGAAUCAUUUCAAAUCCGACGUUUAUGUCGAUGUGGAAAUGGACGUUUGGAAGGAAUUGAGACAAAAUCAGCAGCAGUCGGAUAGAACUGUUGCCGUUGACAUGCAAUAUCAAGUUGGGGAUAUGUGUGAGGCCAAGGUGUUUGGAAGUAACUUUGCCAAAGUUGAGAUAUUGGAAGUAAAGACAGCUAAAGGACCAUUAAGAGUACGACAUCUGGAAUUGGGAAAAGAAAAGACGAUACCGAUGCGAAACGUUAGACCAAGUUCUCAACUGCAGAAUUGGAUGCCGCCCGAGUUGCACUAUAGUAAUCUAUCUGGAUUUUAUCGCAAGCCGUCCGAUGGAGGACUUCAGGAAGCAUCGCCUACUCGUUGGAAGAAACAACAGCUGGAGGCCGACAGUGGAAAGAAACCGUCUAGAGAGACUAAGGAUAAGACGAGACGAGGACAAUCGAAAUCACUUCAUCCAUCAGAAUUGAAUGUGUCUGCUUACUCACCGCUCAAGGAGUCCAACGAUUCCCAGUUGCAACCAGUCGUUGAGAUUUUACCGCCUCCGCCGCCACCGCCACCGCCGCCAGCUUCGACUCAAGAAUCGAGCGUGUCUGUACUUUCGUAUGCUAAGGUGGCGUCUAGUGGCGUAGAGAAUAACAUUGUUGCUGACGAUGACCCGGGGGAUUCUGACGCCACGAUGAUGUUACCAGUGGAAACCAUGGAAGCUAACGUCGUGCCUGAUACUGAAACCACUGAGAAUGCUGGUGCUGUUGACGAAUGUUUGCCGGAUGUUUCUGUCGAAGCGAAGAGCGUGGAGAGUCCACCAAUGUCUCCGACUCCGUCUACGUUUGUACCGUUUCCGCCAGCGACGGUUUCUCAAGCAAAUAGUGCUGCUCCUGUUAUGCAAGGAGCGUGGCUGCCGUUUCAUCCUCAUCCGGCUCCGUCUCAUUUCAAUGUCAAGGACCUGAUGCCAUCCCAAGAUCCGGAAGGCAAAGAUCUACCAGACGAUCCACUUGUUGUUCAGUAUGUGUACAACAUCGGGUUUAUGUAUCUUCAAUGCUAUUAUGACCAUGUCAACAGAAUGUAUCAAAUGAGAUUGUGCCAGCAGGUGAUGGCGGCACAAAUGGCCGAAUCGCAUUCUCAGACCAACAACAAGUCAGACGACGAAAACACGAAGGAAACGAAUUUGGAAGCAUCCACGAGUGUCACUAACGACACAGACACGUCACCUAUCACCAACUCUCACAUUUCGGAGUCUAAACCGGAAGAAACUGUUGACAGGGAUGCUGUCACGUGGAGUCACACCUUGACGGAACAGCCGCCGCACAUGAUGACUGAACAGCUGCCGCACAUGAUGACUGAACAGCCGCCGUACAUCGUGACUGAACAGCCGCCAUCGUCUUACGUCAUCCACCCGUCAACACACUUUGAUACCAUUCAACAUUCCGAUCAAAAUGCCACACAGAGCGUAACAACAAAUGCCGGACCUUCGGAUAUCCGAUUGCAGAUUGAAUCGAAUACACAAAGCGAAGCAUCUGCAGUCGAAUUAUCUGCAGUCGAGUCGUCGGCAGUCGAGUCAUCAUACCGGCAAACGGUCGAGACCAACAUCGAGCCGCAUCACGUCCACGCUCCACCAUUUCACGCCGUUUCGAUGCAUCCUACGAAGCAGGAGUAUAGUGCUCGGCAGCAGAGACCGAUGGAGCACGCGCCGCCCUUCGUAUCAGGUCAACAGAGGCGACGACAUCGCGGCGGCGGCGGUGCAGGCAAGCAGCAACAGUAUCGUGGCAUGAUGUAUGCGCAACAUCCGGGAAUGUAUUCCGAAGCAGCGUUUCAGUACAUGCAGCCGACACAGGCGAAUCACCAAGUUGUCGAUGAAGGGACUGCGUACUACAUGCCGGGAACGGGUAGUGUCGUUCGGCAGCGAGACGGGCGCGUGACGCUAGUGAACACGAACCACCCGACCACCUACUACGUGCCGAACACUGGACAGUACUCUGCAAUCAAUGCACAACAUCAUCAGUGGUUCUACGAUAACAGCUAG